AUGUCAAAUCGCAGGGAUGUUGGCAAAAUAGCAGUUGAUCUUAUGGCUUUCGCUGCUGGACAAGCUGUAAUAUUCUAUACGCUUAGAUACCUUCUUAACUCAAACGAUCCACUCAAAUCUAAGCGUCAAGGCACCAAGAGUAAAUCAACUCAGAUUCUUGAAAGAUUAGGCAGAAAUAACGUUACUCUGAAUGAAUAUGAAGAGGUCAUCGCAUGCGAGAUCGUACUCCCAGAAGAGAUCAGCACCACAUUCGACGAUAUUGGUGGAUUACAGCAUAUCGUUUCAAACCUCAAAGAAAACGUCAUCUACCCACUCAAAUUACCUGGCUUAUUCACCGGUGGCUCUAAGAAUCUAUUAAGUCCUCCAAGAGGCGUUCUUCUUUAUGGUCCUCCUGGUUGCGGUAAGACUAUGCUGGCAAAAGCUCUUGCUAGAGAGUCGAACGCUACCUUUAUCAAUAUGCACGUUUCCACUCUGACUGAUAAAUGGUUCGGAGAAUCUAACAAACUUGUCGCUGCUUUGUUCUCUCUCGCAAAGAAAUGUCAACCUUCAAUCAUUUUCAUCGAUGAGAUAGACAGUUUCCUCCGUGAACGCGGUAAAGGCGAUCAUGAGGUUACAAACAUGAUGAAAGCUGAGUUCAUGACCUUCUGGGAUGGGCUUUCUAGUGAAGCAAAUGAUAGAAUACUCGUUCUUGGCGCUACCAACCGCCCAAAUGACAUUGAUCAAGCGAUUCUCAGGCGUAUGCCUAAACGCUACCCUGUCAAAGUUCCAAAUAAUGAUCAGAGAAAGAACAUAUUAAGUUUGAUCCUCAAAGACUGCGCAAUCAGCUCAAACUUUGACAUCAAUCAGCUAGUAGAUAUUACUACUGGACUGACAGGCUCAGAUUUACAUGAGCUAUGCAGAAACGCAGCCAUGAUACCAAUGAGAGAGUUGAUGAGAAAGCAUGAUCCUAGCACACUAGAACAGGACAUUGAAAACAUUAAACCAAGACAAUUAAAUAUUGCAGAUUUCACUACAGCAUCAAUGGAGAACGAAGACGACAUGCCAGUGUACGAUCCAAGUAUAGACGGCAGGAUAAGACAGAUUAGUGAUUCUUUAGGAGGCUUAGAUUAA
Molecule: messenger RNA, 1110 nt
Organism: Wallemia ichthyophaga EXF-994
Lineage: Eukaryota; Fungi; Basidiomycota; Wallemiomycetes; Wallemiales; Wallemiaceae
Exons: 8
Coding region: 1-1110 (369 amino acids)
Cellular component (GO): mitochondrial outer membrane
Molecular function (GO): ATP hydrolysis activity; ATP binding
Source: RefSeq, a predicted model, not a curated record